GAGGGAUAAUAAGCAAAAUUUUACGAAAAGAAAAAGGGGGAUACGAAAUAACCAUAGUGGAUGCAUCGAAUGAACGCCAAGUAAAUGAUAUUAUCCCUCGAGGCCUAGAACUUCUUGUUUCAGAGGGCGAAUCCAUUAAACUCGAUCAACCAUUAACGAGUAAUCCUAAUGUGGGUGGAUUUGGUCAAGGGGAUGCGGAAAUA
Eruca vesicaria subsp. sativa (arugula) is the source of this 203-nucleotide messenger RNA. Lineage: Eukaryota; Viridiplantae; Streptophyta; Magnoliopsida; Brassicales; Brassicaceae. The record is from the annotation of a GenBank genome assembly.